This is a messenger RNA of Engraulis encrasicolus (European anchovy), 742 nucleotides long. RefSeq names its product tumor necrosis factor receptor superfamily member 14-like. The record is from RefSeq and is a predicted model, not a curated record. The transcript has 4 exons. Gene Ontology annotation, cellular component: membrane; external side of plasma membrane. Gene Ontology annotation, molecular function: transmembrane signaling receptor activity; protein binding. Lineage: Eukaryota; Metazoa; Chordata; Actinopteri; Clupeiformes; Engraulidae. Gene Ontology annotation, biological process: defense response to Gram-negative bacterium; apoptotic process; positive regulation of cytokine production involved in immune response. Bases 104 to 742 code for a protein of 212 amino acids.
UCCCAUCAUAUAUAAUCAGAUAUUAAAACAGGAAACAUAUGUGAUAUUUAUGCUUUUUUCUAGAGAGGUGUAUAGGUUCCAGACGGCAUGUAGCCUACCAUAGAUGAUUUCACAGUUCAUCUUGAAGCUGCCACUGCAAUUACUUUGGCCGAUAUUGUUAAUUCUUCAUAACAUGCUUCUGCUCAUGUUGAUCAUGAUGGCCAUUUCCAUGCUCUGUGCGGCGAGCCAUAGUCCCACAUGUAGCCCUGCUGAAUACGAGGUAUUGUUCCUGUUGGCCAUGCCCCUGUGUUACGUAGCAAGCCAGACGCACACAUGCAGUCCUUCCGAAUACGAGGUUAUGGGGGAGUGCUGUCCAAUGUGUAACCCUGGAUACCAUGUGUAUAGGCACUGCACCGAGUACACAAGCACCACAUGUGCUCCAUGCCCCCGGACUACCUACACUGAAGCACACAAUGGGUUGAAUUCCUGUAAGAAGUGUACAGUUUGUGACUCAAGUGCAGGUUUGAGAGUGAAGAGGAACUGCAGCUCCACCUCAGACACCCUCUGUGAGCCUCUGGAAGGACACUACUGCACUGACCCAAUCAAAUAUGGCUGCCAAGGAGCUGUGAAACACACAGAGUGCAAACCGGGACAGUACAUCAAACAGAAAGGAUCCGCAUCUUCAGACACUGUGUGCAGUGACUGUGACAGUUACACAUACUCAGAUGGGUCAUCCCCAUCCUUCAGACCACACACACAGUGA